UGGAACUAUACGUGUCCCAAAGUGGGAUGGCAAUCGCCACGUCGUCCUUGCCGUCGUCCUCACCAUCACUCAACUUCAACUUCAAUUACAUCUUUCUCGACCAGUCAGACAUCGAGUAAGUCACUCAUAGCGAUGCCAGUGAAUCCAGUACUGCGCCGGAGGGCAAGGGCUCUCGCUACUUCAAUCAAUUCCCACCGUAUUCUCCUAUAUGGCACGCUUUCUACUGUCGCGGUAUGUGCCGCCAUCGCCAAUGCCCUGAAGAACUACAGCAACUUCUACUCCGUCGCGAUAUAUCUCUCCAAAAGCAGCCGUAGUGUUCUUGUUUUCGCCAACUUUGCUUUCAUUAUCGCCUUAAUGUGCGGUCAUGUACUUCAGAGGAUAUUCUUUGGCAGUUUAAGGCCGAAUGAAGUAGAACGUCUGUAUGACCGUCUUUGGUUCUUCGUGACGGAAUCGUUGCUGGCGUUCACCAUUUUUCGCGAUGAAUUCGACGCUCCUUUCGCUACCAUGUUCGGGUUCCUUCUCUUUGUCAAGUCAUUUCAUUGGUUGGCCAGUGAUCGCAUUGAAUGGAUGGAUCAGCGCCCGUAUCCAGGACCAUCCUUACUUUUCCACGUUCGGAUAUCAACUUUAUUCGUGAUAUUAUGGACGACGGAUUUGCUCAUGCUGUUGUUUGCGGUCGAAAACACGCUCGAAUAUGGUGUCGGAGGCAUGGUUCUCUUUGCAUGCGAGUACGGUAUAUUGAUGGCUAGCGUCGCGAACGCUAUCGCCAAGUACACUUUGUCGGCUUAUGAUUUCCGAAGAGCAAGCACACGUGGUGGUGACAAUGCUCCCCCUUGGGAACAGAAAAGCAUGUGGACUUUCUACAUUGAACUGAUUACUGACUUCAGCAAAUUGACGACCUACCUCUGCUUUUUUGCCAUCAUUGUCACCUUCUAUGGCUUGCCAUUGAACAUUGUUCGGGAUAUUUACUUUACGGCGCGCUCGUUCGUGACGCGGCUAAGAGCGCUUCAUCGAUACCAAACUGCGACCAGAAAUAUGGACCAGAGAUACCCAAAUGCUACUCAAGAAGAGCUAUCCUCGACCGACCAUACGUGUAUCAUUUGUCGCGAGGAAAUGGUGCUUCCUCAGACGCCAACGGGGCCUGCACCUGAGGGACCAAAUAUGACGCCCAAGAAGCUACCCUGCGGUCAUAUAUUUCAUUUCCAUUGUUUGCGUUCCUGGCUUGAGCGGCAGCAGAGCUGUCCUACUUGCCGUCGCACUGUUCUAGAGACCAAUCCUCCAGGUGUCCAAGGUGGAAGAGACCGCAGAGUUGCUGGUCUACAGGCACAAAGGAACGCUCCUGCACCGAAUCGUAACAACGCAGUAGCGAACAAUGGCGCUGGUAAUACGAUAGAUUUGCUACGCCGCCUCCUUAACAACCCAAAUGCACCAAAUCGGCCCCUAGACGUUGGUAACCAUGCAGUAAACGUGGUUAUUCAAUACGACAUCCACAACUACCCGCCACAAAACACUCUCAAUCCGGGUGAUCAGCCACCAUCGCAGCCACGGCCAUUGCAACCCCCUCCACAGUUCGUCGGCUUCUACGGUCCUGGCGGUGUAUGGCAGCCAUGGUCUGAGCAUGCUACGCCAGCACCCGCCCAAAAUGGCGCCUCUGAUGCAUCAACUUCCUCUGCUGGCCCUGGGCCGUCAACUGGUACUUCAGCUCCUCCUACAACUAAUGCCCCAGCUUCUUCUGCAGCUGAUGAGCCCCUGCUGUCUUCAGAGACCAGAAGCGCCAGUGAAGCUGCUGCACUCGCCGCGUUUCGGCGUUUGAAUCGCAAGGAUCCACCUCAUGAUAGGGCUUCCAGUACAACGUCUGAGUCUUCUCCUACUACUUCUUCAAUAUCAAGCACCACACCAGAGAGUAGUGACGGAGAAACAUCGCAAAUGAACGAACCUAUUUCUAUCUCGGACGCCACCUCGACAGCGCACGUAGUCGUCCCUUCAUUAAUACCUCUUGAUUACAUACAAUCAGAAUCUGGAUCAGUACGCAGGCCACCAUUAAACUCACAAGAUCGCAACCCUAGUCGGCCCUCCAGCGAGAUAUCAAUCUCACAAUUACCUCCCACGUUGACAGAAGACCAAUUGGCUGUUCUGGAUAGGGUCACCAGGGAGGCCAUUGAUGAGCGGAUACGUGUCCUUGAAGGAGUAUCGGGGGCACUUUAUCGGUGUAUCGACGAGCUUAUGCGAGUACGGAGUGCCCUUCCUCCACAACCAACCACAACUCCUACUCCCAGGGCUCCUAAUCCGACAGAUAAUGAUUCUCCAGGGAGGGAAGAAGAUUCCAAUGAGUGAAAAGGGAUUCAGUUUUAUAUGCCUGAAGUGUACACAUAGUUAUGCAAUGGAUUUUAUUCCUGGACACAGUAAACAUUAGCGGUCCAAGAACCAAGCUACUUUUGAGGU
Guyanagaster necrorhizus is the source of this 2439-nucleotide messenger RNA. RefSeq lists its product as uncharacterized. Gene Ontology annotation, biological process: ERAD pathway; proteasome-mediated ubiquitin-dependent protein catabolic process. NCBI's taxonomy places the organism in Eukaryota, Fungi, Basidiomycota, Agaricomycetes, Agaricales, Physalacriaceae. The record is from RefSeq and is a predicted model, not a curated record. Gene Ontology annotation, cellular component: endomembrane system. The transcript has 7 exons. Gene Ontology annotation, molecular function: zinc ion binding; ubiquitin protein ligase activity. Bases 133 to 2331 code for a protein of 732 amino acids.